AUGGACGAGGUGUGCUGCAUUGUUAUCUUAUGGAUAAUUGCGCCGUCGUCUUAUGACAAUGUACCAGAAGUGAAGUACGAGCGGAACGGAAACUUCAAUAGUUUGCAGUACAACCAAUUUGUCUGGAUUAAUUUGGAGGAAAUAGAGACAAAGGAAAACUUCGACGAAGUUAUAAAAGACUCCGUGAAUCUCGGUUGUCAGGCUUGGAUUGUCGCCAAUGAAGGCGUGAAGGACUUUCUCAAUGCCUAUGCGGAAGUUGUCGAGACGUGCGAACAGAGGCCGCAGAAAGUCCACAUGAUUUUCCACCUGAACGACUCUUCGGAGGACAUUUCGCGGGAAAUCCUGUCGCAUCGCACACUCGAAGAUGUGCCAAACAUUCUCCUGAUAAUCCCAUCGACGACUUCGCGACACAACGCAGAUGAUGGAGAGUCAUUUGAUUUGGUGACAUCGCCCUUUGCCGGACGAUUUAACAACACCCACCCAAUAUUGCUGGAUGUCUUCGGCAAUUCCACACUCACCAGCGAUGCCAAUUUGUUUCCCGACAAACUCCAAAAUCUCCAGCAGCGUCAUCUAAGACUGUCGCUAUUCAAUUACAAGCCCUACACAACAGUUCAACAUGUGGACGCCGGCAAGGGUAAUGCCAACGCCAUGAUGACAGAAGAGGAGCUCACGAUUCUCAUUGACGGCACGGAAUGUCUGAUGUUUCUGGAGUUCUGCAGCAGACACAAUUGCACACUCUUCAUUUCCGAAGACGAAGAGGGACAAUGGGGCGUAAUUUAUGAGAAUCGCACUGGAAACGGACUCACAGGAGCUGUUGUGGAGCGAAGGGCAGAAGCCAGCGUCGGUGCACUUUACAUGUGGUACUACGAAUCUCAGUUUCUGACGCUUUCAAAGAUAAUUUCCCGCACUGGAAUCACUUGCAUCGUUCCCAGACCUGCACUCCUUCCCGGAUGGCUGACACCAAUUCUGCCCUUCUCACCGACGCUCUGGAUUGCGUGCUUGGCGUCGCUUCUCUUGGGAAUCAUCGGCUUGCAAACGAUAGCCAAAUACCACAAAUCCUCGGCGGUGCAUCAAUCAGAUGAGCGCCGGAGUUUUGUCAACUCCGUGCUGACCGUCAUGGCGAUUUAUGUGCUGCAACCGAUAGAAUUCAUCGACAGGAGAUUUAUCGAACGCACAGUCAUUGGCUGCAUUUUGGUCACUGGCUGGUUGAUUGGGAACAUCUAUGCCAGCGGCUUGGCCAGUGUCAUGACCAUUCCGCGCUUCGUGGCGCCCAUUGACACGCCGGAGGAUUUGGCGGCGAGCGGCAUGGAGUGGUCAGCCACGCACGAUGCCUGGAUCUUCUCCAUCCAGUCGGCGACGGAGCCUUUGCUGGUGACGCUGGUGAAGAACUUCCGCAUCCGCAGCCACGAGCAGCUGCGCAGUCACUCGCUGCGGAGCGACAUCGGCUUCUCCAUCGAGCGCCUGCAGUACGGCCACUUCGCCAUCGGCGACUACAUCCAGGAGGACAUCCUGGACGACUACCAGAUCAUGGUGCAGGACAUCUACUGGGAGUACUGCGUCGUGAUGAGCUACAAGACGUGGUCUCUCCUGCCCAUGUUCGAUGAUCUGGUGCUGCACGUCGCGGAGUCCGGCAUCCAGAAGUACUGGGAGUUGCUGGUGGCGCAGCGCCACCAGAACAUUCAAGUGCAGCUCGGCGUGGCGCAGUCCAGACACCACGACAGCCUGGGCCCGGAGCCACUCAAGCCCACGCAUCUGUUCGGGCUCUUCGCCGUCUGGGGCCUCGGAAUGAUGCUCGCGACGGCGGUUUUCCUCGCGGAAACCUGUUGGCGCUUCAAGACACAGUGA
Phlebotomus argentipes is the source of this 1845-nucleotide messenger RNA. RefSeq lists its product as uncharacterized. The coding region runs from base 1 to 1845 and encodes 614 amino acids. The transcript has 9 exons. The record is from RefSeq and is a predicted model, not a curated record. NCBI's taxonomy places the organism in Eukaryota, Metazoa, Arthropoda, Insecta, Diptera, Psychodidae.